UCAAGUAUUCAAUCUCAAUCGGCCUCUCUACUCUUACAUUUAGCUUUGUCUCCCUAGAGUUCCCAAGGCCAUCUAGUCUCGCGUCCUUCAUUCCACCAUCCUAGCAUUUGAAGCAUUUAAAGGCAUUUCUCUUCCAUCCCUCGUAGUAAUUUACUACCAACCUGAGAACACAAACAAACGAGUGAACACGCCAAAAUGAAGAUGGACCUUGCUGAAGAUAUCUCCCAGAAAACCGCCGGAUUUAUACAAUCUAGCAACCACAGGGAUCUUCUUGAUAUUGUCGAUUCACUUAGAUCACAUGGCGUCAGUCAAUAUAUUGAUCUACCACAAAUCAUCGUGUGCGGUAGCCAGUCAUCAGGCAAAAGCUCCACACUCGAAUCCCUUUCUGGUAUAUCCUUCCCGACUGCAGAAGGACUUUGCACUCGUUUCGCUACCGAAUUGAUCCUCCGGCGAGGUGACAAGCCUGAGAUCAAAGUACACAUCCAACCGAGCAGCGAUAGGAGCAAGAAUGAGAGAAAACGCCUAUUUGCUUUUGCUAGGGAGACAAAGGAUCAGGAUGAUUUUCCCAAGAUCAUCGAAGCCGCCAAAAGUGCGAUGGGACUCACCGGCAGCGAGGGUGCCAAGAUAUUCAGCACUGAUGUAUUGCGCAUCGAGAGCACAUCGCCCACUGCACCUAACCUAACCUUAGUCGACUUACCAGGCAUAUUCGGUGCCUCUGAUAAGAAUCAAUCCGAUGACGACGCAACCUUGGUUCAAGAACUAGUAUUGUCUUAUAUGCGCCAGCGUCGCAGCAUCAUUCUUGCUGUUGUUGCAGCAGACAACCCUUUCGCCAACCAACCUGUAACCAAAUUUGCUCGAGAGAUCGACCCUUCCGGCCUCAGAACCCUUGGACUCAUUACGAAACCCGACAAAAUCGACAGGGGCUCGGACAGCGAACGUUACUAUCUGGAAUUAGCGCAGAAUCAAAACGUGAAGCUGUCUCUUGGAUGGCACGUCCUGCGCAACAGAGGCCACGCUACCUCUGACGAUACGAUCGAGGAAAGGGAUGAGAGAGAGGCAAAAUUCUUUGCUGAUUCCAUCUGGAACACCCUCGAUGAGUCACGACGGGGUGUAGAGCCGCUGAGAUCCCGUUUGCGCCUUGUGUUAUGGAAACAAAUCCAGAGAGGACUACCGGGCGUGAAAGCUGAGGUGCAAUCUGGCAUAAAAGAUUGUCGACUCAAAUUAGCACAACUAGGCAAAGCGCGCAGUACGAGUAGGGAGAAACAUACCUACCUCCAACGAAUCAGCAGUCGGCUUUCUAAGCUGGUCCGAGCAGCUAUUGAUGGCGUAUAUGCUGAUAUCUUCUUUGAGUCCAUACCUGGUCGACAUGAUGCUUUUGAGAGGAGAUUACGCGCUCAUGUCCAAAAGAUCCUUAGCGAAUACUCCGAGAAUAUGCGUGUUGAUGGUCACACUCUAGAGGUCGUGGAAGACGAUUUAAAGCCGACUAGAUUGUCCCCUAGGCGGUAUGUCAUGAGGGAGGAUUAUCUAGAGGUUGUAAAGGAUCUCAUGGUCGAAUGCCGCGGCCGUGAGCUGCCUGGAACAUACAACCCUCUUGUUGUCGGGGAUCUAUUCAGCAGACAAUGCAAGCCUUGGGAGCCAAUCACGCAAAAAUUAGUCGAGCAGAUCCAUGAGGCCGCAGCAAGUAACUUCAAUAAAAUCGUGUUUGAGAUUUGCGACAGUAAUACUAAGACCCGCCUCAUGAAAGAGCAUAUCCAACCGGCAUUACAUCGUCUGCGACAAGAUCUGAAGGAUAAAGUCGACGAAUUAUUAGAGCCUCAUUUAUCGAUCCAUCCAAUCACAUACAACGACUAUUUGACGAUUACGGUGCAAAAGAUUCAGACCGAACGCCACGACCGCAAAUUCGAUGCAUUGUCCACGAAGAUCUACGGGUUAACAUCGGAGACCACGUCUUCGAAUGUCACAUUCAACUCUCAAAAUCUUCUUUCCGAGUUGAAGUUGGGAACGCGACCAAACGUUGAGGAAUAUUCUGCCUCACUCGCAGCAGAUGUUGCCGAAGCUUAUUAUCAGGUCGCCCUAAAAAAGUUCAUUGAUGAUGUCAGUGUUAAUGCCAUCGAGACUUGUCUUAUCCAACGCCUACCAGAUGUAUUCUGUCCCGAUGUUGUAUGGGAUCUUACAGACGAGGAAGUUGAACAAUUGGGUUCUGAAGAUGAUGGCACCAUUAAGGAACGUAACGAGACAACGAGAAAGUUGGUUAUCCUUGAAAACGGUUUGAAGGCCCUUGAUGCUUUUACGGCUCGAUCGGCCCUUCAUGCGGUAGGAAAGGAAGGACCGCGAACUGAAGACAGUUGAGUGCUUUGAGAUAUUUAGUGGCAGAGCUGGUGAUGUUCCUUGAUUGUAUGGUGAGUACCUAGGUAGAAGAACAGGGCAUUGUAUUUACGACUUAGUCGUUCCCGUUCAUAGGCAGGUUAAUGACGAUAAUUACCACAAUAUGACCAGUACUGCAAUAUGACCCUCUUUGCUUUAUUUUGUCAUUUACAGGCGCUAUGAUCGAGCCUAUGAUAACUUGGUGGCGUUACCAUUGCAGACG
Hypoxylon trugodes is the source of this 2587-nucleotide messenger RNA. Its product is annotated as P-loop containing nucleoside triphosphate hydrolase protein. The transcript has 3 exons. Lineage: Eukaryota; Fungi; Ascomycota; Sordariomycetes; Xylariales; Hypoxylaceae. Bases 196 to 2349 code for a protein of 717 amino acids. Gene Ontology annotation, molecular function: microtubule binding; GTP binding; GTPase activity. Gene Ontology annotation, cellular component: microtubule; membrane; cytoplasm. The record is from RefSeq and is a predicted model, not a curated record.